Messenger RNA from Colletotrichum costaricense, 378 nucleotides. RefSeq lists its product as uncharacterized. Bases 1 to 378 code for a protein of 125 amino acids. NCBI's taxonomy places the organism in Eukaryota, Fungi, Ascomycota, Sordariomycetes, Glomerellales, Glomerellaceae. The transcript has a single exon. The record is from RefSeq and is a predicted model, not a curated record.
AUGUCGAGCAAAGCAACAUAUCGUCCUUUGAGGAACUUUACGAGAGUCGUCACUCUGCAGCCAGCCAAUGAAGACAAAUUCGGAAGGGAAUCGGCUAACCCGCCGCCGUCGAGUUGUACAAGUGCGCCCCUCACGGUGGAGACAAGCAUCCGUUGGCCCCAAAGUGCUCCGGCGGCUCCUUUCAAACUCAAGCACAUCCUCCUGACCUCUCACCGUCCCGGAGGCCCCAGGAAGCCCUCCGGCACCGGCGGCCUGGGUAACAUUGUCCCCGAACUGGCGGUGGAACCUUGCAACCUCAACUCAACACCGAGGCGUGGGACGGCUACCGUUGAACGCCCGACAACUUCUACGAAUACUCCGUUCACUUCGAGUAGUUGA